ACGUUAUCCCUUACAUCGGUGUGUAUGUGAGAGCAUCAAAGGUGAUCUAAGUGAUUACUAAGAACUGUUAGUGCAUCGAUUGAGAGUGACGGAGCCACUGAGGAGGAAUCCAGAUAGCGCUCCUAAUCGCCGAGUGGUUAGGAGUUCCUCUGGCGUCGCGGGAACAUCACAGAGCUUCCUAAAUGAUGAGGGUUUCACGUGGAUCGAUCUGACGGGUGACGGGAAUCGUUAACCCUUGCCAUUUACAUUCAGUUUGCAGAGAUCUAAGUUGCACUUUACAAGAGGUGGUGUGGAACCAAGGGUCACAGAUUGAUUGUAAUAUCACGUCGAGAGGCAAAUAAACGAAUCUGGGUUCAAGCGUCCAGCAUUCCGAAGGAUAGAUACAUCUAGGACAGCAGGGGGCGCUACAUAAAGUGGGGGCUCGUCCGGGAUGAUCCUUGUUCAGUAUACUGCUUGAAAAUCAGUAAAGUGCUAAGAGAGUAUUGCUUGCAGAAAAGUUUAGUUUAUGUGGAUCAGGCAAUUAUGGAUGUUGAUUACUCUGUCUUACAAGCUGAACUUGACAAUUGGUGUCAGAAAGCAAUAAUUGAUCAGAAACAUGCUGUGCUACUGUUGGGAGUGCCUGCAGAUGUGGAGGGGCCACUCAUUGAGGAAACUAUGCAAACAGUCAAAGCGUUAGGAAGAGUGAGAGUUAGGGAUUGUAAAGAAGGGCUUACUCCAGGGUUUUUACUUGUGCUAUGUGAGUGCAAAGAAGUGGUUGAUCCUUCUCGCGUGCCUGAAGAAGUGAUACCUGAAAGGGGUGGGGCACCUUGGAAGAUGAUUGUAGCGAAAAGUGCUGAGGGCCCGCCUGCUGGGUUUGCUGAGAAAUUAUCAAAGCUGUUAACACAAGAAGGAAAGUCUUUCACUGAUCUUCAAGCUAUGUUUUCGACGCCCAGCUCUAAUGCAGGUUCUCCAGAAGCAAUAAUCCGUGCAGUGGGUGAAUUGCUCGAAAAAACCUCAAAACCUGUCAGUGAUGGAGGUGCAUACCGACGUUUGAGGAUCUUUUCAGGUACUGUUCCUACUCCAACAGGGGAAGAGGCCUUGGAGAGUUGGUUGGAUCAAGCUAGAAUGAUGAUCGUGGAGUGUGAAUGCUCAGAGAAAGAGAAGCGCCGACGUAUCAUUGAGAGCUUGAAGGGUUCAGCCCUGGAUGUUGUGAAGGCUAUCAGAUUUUCAAGCCCAGAUGCAACUUCUCUUCAGUAUCUCGAGGCUUUGGAGGGAGCUUUUGGAACUCCUGAAUCAGGAGAAGAUUUAUAUUUUGCUUUCAGAUUACUGAGGCAGAAUCCUGGUGAAGCUCUUUCUGAUUUCUUGAAGAGAAUAGAGAAAUCCCUGACCAAAGUAGCACAAAAAGGUGGGUUACCCUGGAAGAAUUUGGACCAAACAAGAGUUGAGCAGCUAAUUCGGGGAGCUGUUGAAUCUGACUUGUUGUUGCUCCAGCUGAGGUUGAGGGAGAGACGAGAAAAGCCACCUACCUUUCUAACUCUUCUGAAUGAGAUAAGGGAGGCUGAAGAAAGCGAAGCUGCCAGACAUAGUCUGGGUUUCACUGUAAAGCCAGUUCCCCGGCCACGAGAGAGACAGAGUAGUUCAGCUGUAGUGAGAGAAUUGAAAGCUGAGAUUGAAGAGCUGCGGACAAGAGUGGCAGAAGGACCUUCUAAAGUAAUUGUGCCAGAGGCGAUGUUGGAGUCACAGCCCAUACCAAGUAGGAGAGGAGGUGACACAUCAGUGGAUCCAGAAGUACACUCACUAAAGAAACAGGUGCAAAGACUAGAAGAGCAGUUAGCUUCACUGAGUGUUAGGCAUUUGCCACAGACGACAGGAGAUCCACGAUCACUGGAGCAAGCUGAUACUUCUGUGAAACCUAGAUUUGAAAGGGCUAAGGAAGAUUACUUCUGUUACAAAUGUGGGGAAGAUGGCCACAUUGCUCCGAAAUGCAAAGCUCCUGAGAAUUACUGUCUGGUGAUACAGAAGCUUGUGCGAUCAUUACGGAAGGCUAGAAACGAAAGAACGGAUCAGAGUAGUAGUAAACACACCAGUGAUAAAGCCAGCUUUUCCCGCAAAAGCCAGACAGUUGUGGCUGAGAAAAGUAGUCUUCCUGUAGGGUUGGUGGGUCCAGCUCUGACGAUUACUAUGAAGAUCAAUGGUCAGCCCUGUGAAACCUUACUAGAUAGUGGAUCGCAGGUCACUAUCAUCUUUGAGCCAUGGUACUCUGAAAACCUGUCAUCAGUACCCAUUCAGCCUCUAUCUGGUUUGUCUAUUUGGGGCCUUAGCACAGCUAGUUAUCCCUACAAGGGAUAUGUCUUGGUGGAUGUUUCUUUCCCUGCUUCUGUCAUGGGCGUAGAAGAGACUGUUUCCAUCCUGGCAUUGGUUUGUCCAGAGCCUGAAGGGCCUAAACAAGUGCCUGUGAUUAUUGGGACAAAUGCAAGUUUUUUCCAACGUCUGAUUGGACUUGGCACAACUGGUCAUGAGACAGAGGAGGCACACACAUUAAGGAUUCGGUUUCACAACUCAGAACUAGAAUCACCUACACGAAUUGACAUACCUGCUGGAGAAGUAAAGUGGGCAGGUCCAGGUGCUUGCGUCAUACCAUCAAAAGGAGAAAUGUGUGCUGUUUGUGCAGUUGAAUCACAAAAACCGCUGGAGAAGGAAAUUUUUAUGGUAGAAACCCCUUCAGAUGAUAUACUGCCUGCAGGACUGUUCAUUCUUCCAGUUGUACUGCCUUCUUCUGCUGUAGAAGAGAACAAAUUCAAAGUGUUGAUUAAGAACGAGACGUGCAAAGAGGUAACAAUACCAUCUGGAACGGUCUUAGCGCAUGUGUAUCCUACAGAUACAGUGACUGUGGCAUCAGUUACCCCGACAAAAGCCAAGACAAUUGAUCCAAAAGUGUUUGAUUUUACCAAGUCCACCAUUCCAAAAGAGUGGGAAGAUCGAUUUCGUCAGAAACUGUCUGAGAGGGGUAAUGUCUUUUCUCAGGAGGAAUGGGAUGUGGGACUGGCAAAGGACGUUAAGCAUUGCAUCCGUCUGAGUGACACUAGGCCAUUUAGAGAGAGAUCUCGGCGAAUUGCUCCAGCUGACAUUGAUGAUGUCCGUCGACACCUAAAAGACCUGUUAGCUGCGGGGAUUAUCAAAGAAUCCCGAAGUCCUUAUGCUUCCCCAAUUGUAAUUGUCCGUAAAAAGAGUGGAGCAAUACGCAUGUGUAUCGAUUAUCGGACUUUGAAUAGCAGAACUCUUCCUGAUCAGUACACGACCCCACGCAUAGAUGAUGCAUUGGACUGUCUUGCAGGAAGCAAGUGGUUUUCAGUCUUAGACCUGAGGAGCGGCUACUAUCAAAUAGCCAUGGCUGACGAGGACAGGGAGAAGACUGCUUUUAUAUGUCCUUUAGGGUUCUAUGAGUUUGAAAGGAUGCCACAAGGAGUUAGUGGAGCGCCUGCAACAUUCCAAAGACUCAUGGAACGUGCAGUUGGGGACAUGCAUCUGCUAGAAGUGAUAGUGUACCUUGAUGAUAUUAUUGUCUUUGGGUCCACUUUAGAAGAACACGAACAGAGGCUUUUGAAAGUCUUAGACCGUUUGGAGGAGUAUGGUCUAAAAAUCUCACUGGAUAAGUGCCAGCUCUGUAUGUCUCAGGUCAAAUAUGUGGGCCAUAUUGUCUCUGCUGAUGGUGUUGCUCCUGACCCGGAGAAAAUCGAAGCAGUCGCAAAAUGGAAGGUGCCCACAGAUGUAAAAACCUUAAGGUCAUUCCUAGGAUUUUGUGGGUUUUACCGACGGUUUGUUAAAAACUACUCUGGGAUUGUGCGACCCUUGACAGAACUCACCAAAGGGUAUCCUCCAGCCAAAGGGGGUGGAAAGGUCACCACAGAGAGAAAGUAUUUCAAAGAGUCAGAACCAUUUGGUGAGCGGUGGGGCAAAGAUUGCACUGAGGCCUUUAAAACCAUUAUCCACUGUCUUACCCAUGCCCCUGUCUUGGCAUUCGCUGACCCUUCCAAAACCUAUGUCUUACAUGUAGAUGCAAGUGGGAAUGGCUUAGGUGCAGUACUGAACCAAGAGUAUCCGGAAGGACUUAGACCAGUUGCAUACGCUAGUAGGAAACUGAGUACAACUGAGCAAAGGUAUCCUACUCACCAACUGGAAUUCUUGGCACUGAAGUGGGCCGUAGUAGAUAAAUUUCACGAUUACCUUUAUGGGGUAAAAUUUGUAGUUAGAACUGACAAUAAUCCGCUCACUUAUGUUCUGACUACAGCUAAGUUGAAUGCCACAGAUCAUCGCUGGCUAGCGGCAUUGGCUACAUACGAUUUUAGCCUUCAAUAUAAGCCAGGACGUUAUAACAUCGAUGCAGAUACAUUGUCUCGCUAUCCUUUGGAAGGUGGGUCACAUGAUGGUUGGACUGAAAUAUCCCAGUCAGGAGUAAAAGCAAUCUGUCAGAAGGUGACAAGUGACAAAGAUGAGGGAUCUUUCUUCAGAUUGGUAGAUCAGUUGGGAGCCGAGUCAAGCAUUGUUCCGCCUGUUUAUGCAUGUUUUACACAGCUGGAGCUGGGAACUCUGAAACAGUUGACACACGUUGACCUUGAGUUGGCUCAAGACAAAGAUCCAGUCAUUGGACCAGUAAAGAUAGAUGUGGAAGAAGGAAAGGUACUUACAACUGGUGCAAGUGCUAACCCACAGAUGACUCUAUUACGGAGACAAGGUCCUAAGCUGGUCAUCCAGAAUAAGCUGCUGUACAGUGUUCAUCAGUCCCUGUGGGAAAGAGAAAAAACAGCUUGUUUUACCUGA
Messenger RNA from Carassius gibelio (silver crucian carp), 4797 nucleotides. RefSeq lists its product as uncharacterized. The transcript has 2 exons. Gene Ontology annotation, molecular function: nucleic acid binding; zinc ion binding. The coding region runs from base 523 to 4797 and encodes 1424 amino acids. NCBI's taxonomy places the organism in Eukaryota, Metazoa, Chordata, Actinopteri, Cypriniformes, Cyprinidae. The record is from RefSeq and is a predicted model, not a curated record.